UCGCGCUUUGUCUCGGGAGGAACAGUGGACAAACCCACUGAGCGCGAUGAGGAAUGGUUGAAAGCUCAAGAACAGAUUGAAGCCGCGCGUCGGAAGAAGGAGGAUGAAAACAGACAGCAUGGAGGCAAGAGCUUGUACGAGGUUCUUCAGGCUAAUAAAGAUGCGAAGCAGGAAGCCUUUGAAGAGGCAGCUAAGCUGAAGAAUCAAUUCAGAUCGUUAGAUCAAGAUGAAGUCGAAUUCCUGGACACAGUCAUGGAGUCGACCAGAGCAAAGGAGGAAGCCGUGAAGAAAGAAACUGCCGAGCGACUCGAGGCCUUCAGGCGGCAGCAAGAGGAUACCGAGAAAGCGUCCCGUGGAGCUGCGCCUGAAGCGAGCAAUCAAUCUGAAGGCGACACCUGGGCCUUCAAUGCCCGUAAGCGCAAACGAACCAAGGAGAAGGAAGCGAUUGCAGGCCUCAAGCUGCGCAAGAGCUCUUCGUCUGCGACCCAGAUGACUCCCGACGCAGCGGCAGCAACACCAUCAGACGAAAAGAAUCAAUCACCGCCGAGUCCCGCACCUACUCCUGCCAACCACUCGGCCAAAUCAGUGCAACCACCCGCCGCAGCAAUAGACAAGGCUGUUAUUGACAAGGCCGACCAGGCACCAGCGGCCGCUGCUGCUUCAACAGCUCCAGCUCCAGCUCCAGCUCCAGCUCCAGCUCCCGCUGCCGCUCUUGGUCUCGCGGCCUACUCAUCCGACGACGACGAUGAUUGA
This is a messenger RNA of Aureobasidium melanogenum CBS 110374, 753 nucleotides long. RefSeq lists its product as uncharacterized. The record is from RefSeq and is a predicted model, not a curated record. Gene Ontology annotation, cellular component: nucleus. The transcript has 3 exons. The annotation marks the transcript as partial. Lineage: Eukaryota; Fungi; Ascomycota; Dothideomycetes; Dothideales; Saccotheciaceae.